This is a messenger RNA of Manduca sexta (tobacco hornworm), 2543 nucleotides long. Its product is annotated as glucose dehydrogenase [FAD, quinone]. The record is from RefSeq and is a predicted model, not a curated record. Lineage: Eukaryota; Metazoa; Arthropoda; Insecta; Lepidoptera; Sphingidae. The transcript has 4 exons. Gene Ontology annotation, molecular function: ecdysone oxidase activity; flavin adenine dinucleotide binding. Bases 170 to 2014 code for a protein of 614 amino acids.
ACUUACCCAGGCGGACUCUCAUAUGGACUCUCCUACCACCAGUCAGUUUCUAAGAUAAUUUAGCAAUUUCGGGGAUUUUUUGCAUUAGGGGUAAUUAUAUUUGAGAGUUGGUAACCCUGCGACCAGCGAGAUGGAACACAAUGCACCGAGCGACGGGAUAUGAAGGACUAUGACGCGUUCAUAUGAGCAUUCAUCAAUGGAGGCAUUAGAAACAACAAUAACGAAUACGUGCCCACCAGCAUUUUCUGGCGUUACUGGAAGCUUCUUCGUAAAAACCGUCACAGCAUUAGUGGCUGCACAUUGCGGUAUAACUGAUGACUAUAGUUGGCCAAAGGAUGACUCCCAACAAAUUCUUAACAAUGAAGUUUCGUCGUUCGAUUUUAUUGUGGUUGGUGCUGGGACAGCUGGAUCGGUUCUAGCAAGCCGUUUAACAACUUUGAGUCCAUUCGGGUCUGUACUAUUGGUUGAGCCCGGCGAUGAUCCUGGAGUUGACAGCGAGAUCCCAGCAUUUUUUAUUUUUAAUCAAGACACAUCGAUGGACUGGAAUUACAAGACUUUUCCAAAUGGAAAUAGUUGUUUGGGAUUAAAGAACAAUAGUUGCAUCUGGAGUAAAGGCAAGGCGAUGGGAGGAUCAUCUUCUAUAAACGCAAUGCUUUAUAUACGAGGUCAUCCCAACGACUAUGACGAAUGGGUAAAGCAAGGAAACCCAAAAUGGAAAUACAACGAUUUGAAAAAAUAUUUUGAAUUAAUCGAAAAUAAAUUCAAACUCAACGAAUAUAAAUACCCGGAAAAUCCCUGGUAUAAUAUCAUUAGAAAAGCAUGGGAAGAAUUAGGCUACACAAAUAACGAAAACGAUGACGAAGCUAAAAUAGGUACGAGAAUUACAAAAUUGCUUAUAGUUAAUGGAAAACGUUUGAACACUGGUAAAGUGUACCUUAAUGACAGUACAAAUCUGCGUGUAAUGAAAAACACUCGUGUACAAAAAGUAAUUUUAAAUCCCGUCACGAAAACCGCAACUGGCGUUCAAAUACGACACGCAAAUGGUCACGUUGUGAAUAUUAGUGCUGAUAAGGAAGUGAUACUUUCUGCUGGAUCUAUUGCAACACCACAAAUACUAAUGUUGUCUGGUAUAGGACCUAAAGAUCAUUUGGUAGACAAAGAAAUUAAAUGUUUGGCAAAUUUGCCUGUAGGAGAAAAUCUGCAAGAUCGUAUGCUACUGCCUAUAUUACUAACUACUAACUUAAACACAAUUACAACGCCAGAAACAAUCAGUUUAUUCGUUUUGCAAUACAUGUUAACAAGAUCUGGCCCGUUUUCAAAUUUGGGAAUAACUGAUUUUAUGGGAUUUAUUAAUACUAACCACUCAGCAAAUAACCCAAACAUACAAUUUCAUCAUAUAUAUUUUCCCAAAAAGGACGAGGUUAUGUUGAAAACGUACUUCGAGAGAGUGGGAUAUGAAAACGAAAUAGUAAAAAACAUUGUGAAGUUAAACGAAAACAGUUCUUUGUUAGGUAUUUAUCCCACUCUAUUGCACCCUAAGUCUAGAGGUAGUAUUUUAUUAGCUGAUGCGGAUCCACAAUCACCACCCAUUAUUAAUGCAAAUUAUCUUGACCAUCCUGAUGACGUUGAAGAUUUAUUAAAAGCUAUAGAUUUCAUAAGAGAGUUAGUGAAGACGAAAACUUUUCGGAACUUAGGAAUACGAAUUGCCACAAUUGAUAUACCAGGUUGUUCUGAUUUUUCUAAAGAAACAAAACAAUUUUGGACAUGUUACAUAAGGCACAUGGCUACAACAAUUUACCAUCCAGUAGGUACUGCUAAAAUGGGACCAAUGUCAGACAAAACGAGUGUUGUUAAUCAAGAUUUACGUGUACACGGUGUUGAGCAAUUGAGGGUAGUUGAUGCUAGUGUAAUGCCCCUCAUCACUGGAGGCAAUACGAUAGCUCCAACUCUAGCCAUUGCAGAGAAAGCAGCGGACAUGAUAAAAAAGUAUUAUGAAUUGAAAGAUGAACUUUGAACAGUAAUAGAAUUUGGUAGUUGAAAUCUUACUUGUUACAAUAUGGUAAUCAGACCGUGCUUCGUACUAAUAUUAUACAUAUCUAUGUUUGGAUGUAUGUUAGAAAUAAACGCAUUAACCACUUAACAGAUUUGUAUGUAAUUCAGACACAGAUAGACCGUGUGCUGGAUUACAUUAUAGGCUAUUUUUAUCUCGGUAAUUUUAACCCAUGGGAAAUAUAGUUGGCCUUAGUGUCAUACAAAUGGCGAUAGGCAUUACUUUAGUAAUUUAGGCAUUAAUCGUAGUGGAAAUGUAUUUUAAAGCAUCACCUAGUAUUUAAUAUGCUUUAACGGUGAAGAUAAAUGUAUUGUGAGCGAAUUAGCAUACCUAACAGUUUUCCAUAAAAUAAAGUGACGAGAAGUGUAUUAGCAGGCAUUAAGGCACCGUAGAAGAAUAGGUCUAGUCUAUCUAAUGAAUAGAAAAAACACAUCCCGAGAAGUGGCGCUGUGUAUAGCGUGGGUUUGAAAUUGUUUUCUUUUAUUAAAAUUAC